Tympanuchus pallidicinctus (lesser prairie-chicken) is the source of this 6692-nucleotide messenger RNA. It is a transcript of the gene BRD3, whose product is annotated as bromodomain containing 3. NCBI's taxonomy places the organism in Eukaryota, Metazoa, Chordata, Aves, Galliformes, Phasianidae. Gene Ontology annotation, biological process: chromatin remodeling; regulation of DNA-templated transcription. The record is from RefSeq and is a predicted model, not a curated record. The coding region runs from base 586 to 2754 and encodes 722 amino acids. Gene Ontology annotation, cellular component: chromatin; nucleus. The transcript is spliced from 13 exons.
CUCCCGCCCGGCCCGGCCCGGCACUACGGGCCCCACACGGCCCCGCGGCCGGCGCAUGAGCCGUCGGCCGCCUUAGCGCAUCUAUUCUGCUGCCUUGCCGAGGAUAAAAAGAAGAGCAACUGGAGGGACUGUAAGGCAAACGUUGCUGGAGCUGCCGGGGCAAACCUUGUUAGCAAAACUGCAUGACUCCACAUCUGCGAAACUGACCUAUGGCUGAAUUGAAAUUCGUCUCCGUGUUUUUGGGGAACCCCAAAAGAUAGCGGAAGAAAUGUCCAAAGGUCAUGCUGUCCUUACCUGCUCCAAAGCAAGAUGAACCACACCUAAUCCAUUGCAGAAGCAGGUUGUUUAAGCUCUUUUCAAAAGCAAAUUCAGAGCUAUGAGAAGAAACUUGUUAUACUGUGAAACACCACUCUGCAGUUGAAACUGCAGCCUUUAGAAGGCAGCUGAGCCCUACUGGUGUGUGUUGAAGGUUGCAUGGUUGGACCCUGGAAAUGGGAUGUCAGUCCCAUUCAGGGAGCAUAAAGGAAGAAGGAGGAUCUCCCAGUUGCUGCUGCUGUGACAGCGAGUGAGAGCACGAGCAGGAAGAUGUCGACAGUCACUUCAGCAAUUCAGGCUCCUCAGGGCCCUGUGAAUCCACCACCUCCAGAGGUCACUAAUCCUAAUAAGCCUGGCCGGAAGACCAACCAAUUGCAGUAUAUGCAAAAUGUUGUUGUAAAGACCUUAUGGAAACAUCAGUUUGCUUGGCCUUUCUACCAACCUGUUGACGCAAUUAAAUUGAAUUUACCGGAUUAUCACAAAAUAAUAAAAAACCCCAUGGACAUGGGGACUAUCAAGAAACGCCUGGAACAUAACUAUUACUGGAGUGCCAGUGAAUGUAUGCAGGAUUUCAACACCAUGUUUACAAAUUGUUAUAUUUAUAACAAGCCCACAGAUGACAUCGUCCUUAUGGCCCAAGCCCUUGAGAAGAUAUUUCUGCAGAAGGUUGCUCAGAUGCCUCAGGAGGAAGUCGAAUUAUUACCCCCAGUUCCUAAAGGCAAAGGUCGUAAACCAUCGGUGGGCUCACAGAGUGCAGGAGCACAGCAAGCAGUGGCCGUGUCUUCUGUCUCCCCGCCGGCUCCAUUCCAGAGCGUCCCUCCAGCCGUGUCUCAGACGCCUGUCAUCGCUGCCACCCCUGUGCCAACCAUCACUGCUAAUGUCCCACCUGUCGCUGCCCCACCUGCCGCUGCUCCCCCUCCUCCUGCUGCUCCAAUAAUGCCCGUGGUUCCUCCUACGCCGCCGGUAGUCAAGAAGAAGGGAGUGAAGCGGAAAGCGGACACGACCACCCCCACCACCUCUGUGAUCACUGCCAGCAGGAGCGAGUCCCCCACGCCCCUCUCAGACCCCAAACAGGCCAAAAUCAUCGCUCGGAGGGAGAGCGGCGGCCGGCCCAUCAAACCACCAAAGAAAGACCUUGAGGACGGAGAGGUCCCCCAGCAUGCGGGGAAGAAGGGCAAACUGUCUGAGCACCUCAAGUACUGUGACAGCAUUCUCAAGGAGAUGCUUUCCAAGAAGCAUGCGGCCUAUGCGUGGCCCUUUUACAAGCCCGUGGAUGCAGAAGCCUUGGAAUUACAUGACUAUCACGAUAUUAUCAAACACCCCAUGGAUCUCAGUACUGUUAAAAAAAAGAUGGACAGUCGGGAAUACCAGGAUGCACAAGGUUUUGCAGCAGAUAUUCGGUUAAUGUUCUCUAAUUGUUACAAGUACAAUCCUCCAGACCACGAAGUGGUAGCCAUGGCCAGGAAGCUCCAGGAUGUCUUUGAGAUGAGGUUUGCAAAGAUGCCUGAUGAGCCUGCAGAGGCCCCUCCUCCUCCUCCUCCAACAGCACCAGUUGUGAGCAAAAGCACAGAGAGCAGCCACAGCAGUGAGGAGAGCUCUUCUGACUCAGACAGCUCAGACUCGGAAGAAGAGCGAGCCACUCGGCUGGCAGAGCUCCAGGAGCAGCUAAAGGCAGUCCAUGAGCAGCUAGCUGCGUUGUCCCAAGCACCAGUGAACAAACCAAAGAAAAAAAAAGAGAAGAAGGAAAAAGAGAAGAAAAAGAAAGACAAAGAGAAGGAAAAGGAAAAGCACAAAGUAAAAGCUGAGGAGGAGAAGAAGCCUAAGGUGGCUCAACCACCAAAGCAAACCCAGCAGAAGAAAGCCCCAGCUAAAAAGGCAAACAGCACGACCACAGCUAGCAGGCAGCCCAAGAAAGGAGGAAAACAGGCAUCUGCAACCUAUGAUUCGGAUGAGGAGGAGGAAGGCCUGCCCAUGACCUAUGAUGAGAAACGACAGCUCAGCUUGGACAUCAACCGCCUGCCUGGGGAGAAGCUGGGCAGAGUGGUGCACAUCAUCCAGUCACGAGAACCUUCCCUCAGGGACUCCAAUCCUGAUGAGAUAGAAAUAGAUUUUGAAACCUUGAAGCCCACAACUUUGCGAGAACUGGAGAGAUACGUGAAAUCUUGUUUACAGAAAAAACAAAGGAAACCAUUUUCUGCAAGUGGAAAAAAGCAAGCAGCAAAGUCUAAAGAGGAGUUAGCUCAGGAAAAGAAGAAAGAACUAGAAAAACGGCUACAGGAUGUCAGUGGGCAGUUAAACAACAACAAGAAACCUGCAAAGAAAGAGAAAUCUGGCUCUGCUCCCUCUGGAGGCCCUUCCCGGCUCAGCAGCAGCAGCUCCUCCGAGUCAGGCAGCAGCAGCUCCAGCGGCUCCAGCUCAGACAGCAGCGAUUCAGAAUGAGCUAAGGACACUUACACAAACAGCACAGAAUGGACAUCACCCUCACCGAUGCUCUGCAGUGUCCCUUUCUCUCCUUAAAGUACUGCUCUUGUUCCACGGUGGUCAGGUGUUUGUUUGUUUUUCCUUCCUCUCUGACUUUUGUUGGUUUUUGUUGUUGUUGUUUUGUUUUAAUUCAGUGUUAUAAAAGCUAUCUUCCAUUUUCCAGGGGCGCUUUUUUUUUUUAAUGAACAGGUCGAAGAUCUUUGCGUGUGUGUGACUAGACUUUAUGGCAAGCAGUUCCCUUUGCAUAAAGUCUCUAAAAUACACUUUUUACUGAAGAAAUUAGGUUGAAAAUGGAAGAACUUGGAACUCUUUGCAGGAGGUGGCUAGUAGGUUUCUGCAGAGUUUGUAGUACGUCUCCCUUCUGCCCCUUCCUUCUCCCCAAAUUGUUCUCUUUUAAUAAGCCCACCUGGCUCACGAGGAAAUCUGUAAAAUGGUACUGUAUCUAAAAGAUGGUAGCUUUGGAACUAGUUGGUGUAUUUGUUGAUUAGCACUAGGAUUCUUAACCUCAAAGUCUGCGGUGUGAUGGAAAUGUCAGAUGCUAUCAUCUUUUUUACAAAAACAAAAGAAGAAACAAGAAGAAAUCCAACAUGCUGUGGAUUGCUAACAUUUUUGUUACUGUUGGUGGAGGCACAGGCACCUGUUGAGGAAGGUAUUUAAGCAUGAAUUUAAUUCUCAGCACAUGAGCGAUGCAAAUACUGGUAUGUGUGCUUCCUAGCACUCCAAAUUUCCAUUUUCCUUGGGAAUGCAUCAAUAAGAAGGGAGCGAAGGAUACCCAAGUUUCUUGGGAAUGUUGUUUUUAACAUCAAAUGGAUAAUUUCCAGGAAAUUGGCAUUCUCUAUGAAAGCUUGUGCUGUAACUGAAAGCAUCUCCUGGCUGCAAGCUGGGCCUCGAGGCGUGCUGCCUGAGUGACCAAGAGCAGCCGUGUGCUCACUAUUAGGCACGUGCUUAAGUACUUUCUCCAUGACAAGCACCUCAGUCUGGGCUUAAAAUAAAAGAGCACUCGAGCUCCAGCUGAGGCUGAGCUGGCAGGGGACUCAGAGAGGGAUGUUGGUUGUGUGCUUUGUUGCUCGGUUUUGGUUUCGUUUGUUUCUUUCCCACCCUUUAUCUUUGUAUCUGCAAUGAGCUCCUAGAAAGGGAAUGCUACUUCUGUGUCAUGCAGGGUGCAGGUUUCCAGAUCCUGAAGUGUUUACCUCAAUUAUAGUUAUAAGGGAAAAAAAAAAAGGGGGGGGGAUGGGAGGGAGGGAAGGGUGAGGAUGAGGGGAAGGCAGUUUUUUAAGGCUAGCAAUUUCUUACAAGUCAGCCUAACGUUUUCACCUGCACUGCUGCAAUACACUCCUUUUUCUGUCUCACGUGUAUAUAUAAGUACUUUAUUUAUUAAACACAUUGGUCAUUUAAAACUCACUAAAAGUAAUAAGACCAGCAGAAAUGAUGCAGACUUCUAAUAUGGUUCAAACCAGAUGAAGAAGAACACAGAGAUGUUAUUUAAAUACGCUGGACUUCAUACCUCCAGGUGCUACGGUCCGGCCUGUUGUGUGUCUGGUGCUCUGUCAUGUCUUGUGUGUUCACUUUGGGUUUUGUUUUCUGUCCUCUCUCUUUCCAAUCCAGCCCCUUCUUUCUUGUUUUGUACAGAUUUUGAAGACGUGCAGGUAGAUGUAAUUUCUUAAUGGAACACCUUAUAUUGUCUGUAUUAUUUCCACGUGUCUCUCCCCUUCUCCAUUUUUAUUUUUUUGUGUGUGUGAAACAGUGUUGGUUUUUCAUUUUAUAAUCCAGUUUUAGGAAAACAGCAGUUCUGUAACUAUAUAAAGUUUGUAAUCUGAGGGGCAGAAAUUUAUUGUAAAUUCUUAACUUUUUAGCUUUUUAUUGUAAAGAAAAUAUACAGAGUUUAACAGAAAGUUACGCCUUUCCUUCUCCCACUACCAGCCCCUAUGGCUGCAUCUCUGCUGUGGCUCAGCCCCAAAGCUCACCCUGCUGAGGUCUCCAGUGGUGCAGAUUGCACCGGUGUUUAUUUCUCACGUAGGUGAGUGGCUGUCGGUCACUUUGUGCCCAUCAACUGCUGUCUUGCUGGCUGUGCCCACGAGGCUCUGCUACCACUGGAUGCCCUGCAGGUCGCACAGCUGGCGUGGCUCUGUGUCUCUGCACAGCGACCAUCGCACGCUCUCUGAAGCUGUAGAAAGGAGCUGCCGUUUUCAGCUGCGAGUCGAAAGCAGCUCUGCUGCUCACAGCAUCCCUGGGCCGUGCUGUCAGUGGGUGCUGGGCCCUUUGGAGCCCUGGAGGUCUUUGCAGGUGGAGUUUCCUUCGUGUCGGGAUCAGGUGAGCUGUAGGGUGCUCUGAUUCUUACUGAAAUGAAUGAUUUUUCCAUUAACAAUAAAGUUAUUUUUAGUUGCUAUAUUUUUUUUUUCUUCCAUUCCACCCUUACAAAAAAACCUCCCCCUAGACAGAUGUUUAGUAAUAUAUUUUCAGAAUGGACUAUGAGGAGAUGUAAUAUACACCUAAUUGAGAGCUUUGUUGUUUGUUUUUAUAAUGGGCUUGGUUUCCAUCUGCGUUUCGCCUUAGACGUGCAUUAUCAAAACUAACCAGUAUUUUAAUUAAAGUAAUUGCAACCGCUUCAGUGCCACGACAGCACGGAUCAAACAGGCUCCUGGUUCUCCCUGCUGAAAUCCUUUCCCAUGUGCAUUGACUGGAGCUGCACCAUUGAUGUGAGGUGAUGGUUGCUGUGGACAGAAGCAGCUCCUGUGCAGGCAGCACCCAACAGGCGGUGGCUUCAGCUUCCACUGGGUGGAAAGCUUUCAUGGCAGUGAAGGUGUUUCCCACGAAAUGGCAGCUUGCAGGAGAAAUCCAUUCUGCCACAACCUUCGUUUCAGGAGAAAACCAAGUGGUCGCUGCAAAAUGUUGUUCUUAGGAUUCCUUUCAUGUUGUUUGUAGCACUUAUCUGCCAACGUGCCAUUAGUGAUGCUUCUGUACUUGCAGAUCAGAGCCUCUCCAGGAAAGAAGAGGUGUUUUCAGUCCAUAGCAAGUAGCAGCUGUUACAUUGAGUUGGAAACGGAAAGGAUAGAAGACUUAUUUGAGUUGGUGUGGCGUGAUGUGCCAGUGGGAUGCCAUGAAAUCACUUGGAAGUGAUCAAAUGUAUAAAGAAUAUUUGAAAUAACGUUUUUAAGCUUCAGAAUAAAAACAGCUGAAAUUUUUAUGCAGCGUUGUUUUCCAGGGGAGGUGUCUGUGAAAUCAGUGAGAUUUCAUAGGUACACGUGAAGCUGGUUUUGCUGACAAACUCCUACGUUGAGCAGAGCCAUCGACCAGCAUCGCUGCGCCUUUAAAGCCUGGCUGAGCUUUCUCUGAUGGUCAGUUUUUGGGCAGCCCAACGCAUGCAGGCUCAGUGGGCCCAGAGCAACACCCCAGGGCUCAGCCCUGCUUUUCCCCUGACAUCUGUUGGGUAGAGCAGCUUUCUGCUGGCCGAACCUCGUCAGUUUUGUCCUGCUGCGCAUUGAAGCUUUCCUACCUGCAGGGUCUGUGGCUGCAGAGCUGAUGUUUGGGGCUCUGUUGUUUGCUUGCAGCAGAUGCACGCGCUCACCCCACAUGCACAGUGUGCGUAUAUAGGGGCAGGUUAGGUAGCAGGGAGGUCUCUUCCCACGUGCUGUGUGGUAGAAGCAGACUGCAGUGACCUCAUUAGUUCGUUUUGGGGGCUCUUAGACCAGUUGUGAAUUUGCUUUGAAAGGAACGACGUUUUUUUGAGGCUGGGGUUGGAGCUUUGGGGGAAGGGAUUGGGGCACAGCAAAGAGAAACCACCUUUUUCGUGCUGGAUUUUAAGAUAUAUUCCAACACGUGGGCAGUUCCCACUGGGGCUGAACUGCAGGCAAAGCUGGGCUGAGGGUUCCUUACACGAGCAGCAUUUUCUGCUUGUG